Messenger RNA from Pecten maximus, 1494 nucleotides. Its product is annotated as protein C11orf74 homolog. Gene Ontology annotation, molecular function: intraciliary transport particle A binding. Gene Ontology annotation, cellular component: 9+0 non-motile cilium; cytosol. Bases 225 to 1124 code for a protein of 299 amino acids. The record is from RefSeq and is a predicted model, not a curated record. Gene Ontology annotation, biological process: spermatogenesis; acrosome reaction. The transcript has 7 exons. NCBI's taxonomy places the organism in Eukaryota, Metazoa, Mollusca, Bivalvia, Pectinida, Pectinidae.
AGGGAGAUCACUCCCAAAAAUACAUAAAAAUUCCUGCCGAAACGUUGUUUACAAACCGAUGGCGAAGCUACAAAUGGCCACACGUAUGUUUCAUCGGACUAUUGAUGUUUAUUAUUGAAUCUCAAAAGAUGGAAUUCACACUUUAAUUUGACCAGAAGAACACGUUCUUGGCUACAUGUACGUAUACGGGAAGCGGAACCAAAGAAAGUUUAACUGUACAGGCUAUGUCUGAUAUCUCUCUGUCACCAACACCUUCCCAGGAAAACCUUGCCAACGUAAUGGAUGCCUCCAUGUACAAUGCGAUUGACACAUUUAUGGCCCGAGAAGAGCAAUCGUAUGACAACUUUAUGAAACAGUUCACACAUCUUACACACGAUGAUAUUAAAGCAAAGAUGCUCAGUAGAAGAACAGCGAUGCUUCAGAAUCUGAAAGCUUCCGAUCCAAAGUCUGAAACUGAGGGCAGCAAGCAGAGUAGUGUAAUUACAGACAACACUAACCCCGGUGUAGUAACGAGGGAGGAGGAGGGGCUGGAGGAGGAAGUCCUAGAUAUUGGUACCACAAGUAGUAUUAUGUCAAGUGGAAUGGAUAACAGACCUACCAAGUCGGCAGUCCAGUUUGACAACUUUGUUGAGCUAGAUGAAGAUGACGAUGAGGAUAUACUUGAAGGCAGUGAAUAUAUUGCCAGUUUUUCUGGUCAGAAUCCUAGUGUGAAAUUAGAAGAACCCUGUCAGUCUCAUAAUCAAGAUCUAGACUUCACCAAAGAAACUGACAGCCAAAGGGAGUUAACUCCUGUAUCUAUAACCACCAAAGACCCCGGUGAUGGGGAAAGCUCAGCUGACUGUGGUGGUCUAAUCAACCCUGGAGAAGUGGAGGUUCUCCCGUCAGUAAAGCCCAUCACACAGAACGACCAAACACUGGACUUCUCAGCCAAGGAAGGAACACCAAUCACAUUUGAUCAUCAGGAAUGUACCGACGAGGUGGAACCGUUUACCUUAGACAAAGACUUUGACUACGAUAAUGUUAUCUUGACUCCAAAGUACUCUGAAGAGGAUGUUCAACUCAUGAAGGAUCUGCGUGAGCAAAAUCAGACGGAGAAAUCAGUUUCACAAGAAAAUGGGACCUAGCCACAACAAUAUAAAGUUUAUCAUACAUACUUUAUUUGCAUCACAGUUAGACCUGAUAUUACCGACACCUUCGGGAUCUGACAUUAAAUUCGUGUCACAAAAACAAAACUACCUCUGCUGUAUUUAAGAGCCCUAGUUUAUCUGACAUACUGCUUUAUUCAAAUAAGUGGUCCAGUCUCCGAGGAUGUCGGUAAAGUCAGGUUUCACAGUCGCAAGAAAACAUUCCAGCAGUCGAUAAAAAACUUAAAUCAGGUGAAUCAGGGAUGUUUCUUAUUGAUGUUGACCACUGUAUUACAUUUUUAUAUCUUUUUUUAAUACUUUUCUGUUUUCCGUCCAUUCAUAUCAAAUUAAAUAUAUUUAAAAACUAAAA